Anolis sagrei ordinatus is the source of this 939-nucleotide messenger RNA. It is a transcript of the gene ZPBP2, whose product is annotated as zona pellucida binding protein 2. Lineage: Eukaryota; Metazoa; Chordata; Lepidosauria; Squamata; Anolidae. Gene Ontology annotation, cellular component: acrosomal vesicle; extracellular region; zona pellucida receptor complex. The record is from RefSeq and is a predicted model, not a curated record. Gene Ontology annotation, biological process: binding of sperm to zona pellucida; acrosome assembly.
CUGGACAAGAUACCUCAUUCUAUUAAGUUAAUUAAAAAGAAUUACAUUUAUGGCAACGCCAACCAUAAAGUGAAUGUCUAUGUCAAAGUGCACAGAAAUAGCCCGUUUCUAGUCUGCAUGGAUAUCUCCCUUUCACAAAAUGAAGUCAUUGACCCCACCUAUUUAUGGAUUGGGCCAACUGGACAGAUUCUAAAAGGAAAAAGCUAUGUGAAUCUCACGGCAACUGGAAAAUUGAUGUUGCUUGGUUUUAGAGCGCGCAUGUCCGGAUCUUAUACUUGCACACUUUCUUACAGAGUUUUUCGAAAUGACUUGCAAGCAGAACAGGAAAGAUUCAAGACAUAUAAAUUUAUGGUUUACGCAUAUCGUGAACCAGAUUAUACGUACCGAAUGUCUGUUCACUUCGAAACAAAAGCAUGCAACUUAUUGGCAAAUGACGAGUUCUUUGAAGAGCUAAAGAAAAUUCUGAAUAAUCUGAUUUCCUACCUGACGUGUCAUAUCGCCGACACAUCGUACAAAUGUCACUCUGUCAAGCGACCCAAACACGGGAUAGGAACUGAGCUGUUCAUUGUUUUUCAAGUAAACCCAUUUGCCCGUGGCUGGGACAUUAUUUGCCACCAGAUUCCUGCUGACUGUGAAGAUGUGACCAAUGGCCAUAUUCAACAGGCUCGAUGGCUCAUAGAAGAGUUUUUCCGCAGGCAGGAGGCCUUCCUGAAGGAAAACUAUCGGAAUACGCCCCCAAUCCGUUACAUUGAUCAUAGUUUCCAAGUCACUCGUCUGGACAACUGUCGCCCAGGGUUUGGGAAAAAUGACAUCACUCACAGUGACUGCGCAAAUUGUUGUGUGGCCUGUGAUCCUGGGACUUAUAGUCCAAGCAAUGAAGUGUUUUGUGAGAAAUGUACGAGCAUCCGGAUUAAACACUAUGGAGCAAAAUCCUGUUAA